CCCGGAGGCCUCGGGCACGGUGGGCAGAGCCAGAGCUGCAGGAACCAGAACCCCGGCGCGCGGCCUCUGGAACGCUGGCCGUCUGGACCGAGUACAGCAUCUCCCGCCCGCGCCGCCGGAGCCUGCCUUCGGUGCGCAACCAGGGAGAAAGGCCGGCGCCGCUGGAGACCGGGAUCACAGAUUCUUCUUUAAUCUCAGAGCUGCGGGCAGUUGGUGCUGCCCCUGCCGCCCCACCAGGGCCGGCUAAAUCUGCAGUUUGUGUCCCGUUUGCACUAUGGAUCCUUCGGAGAAGAAGAUAUCGGUGUGGAUCUGCCAGGAGGAGAAGCUGGUGUCCGGUCUCUCCCGCCGCACCACUUGCUCGGAUGUAGUGCGGGUUCUGUUGGAGGACGGCUGCCGGCGAAGACGGAGGCAGCGGCGGGGCCAGCGAAGGGGGAUGGCCGGAGACCCUCAAGGCCCAGGGGAACUGCCAGAACCCCCGGAUGAAAACGACGACGACGACGAUGAGGCGCUGUCCCAGGGCAUGCUGUGCGGGCCCCCGCAGUGCUAUUGCAUCGUGGAGAAGUGGCGUGGCUUUGAGCGCAUCCUGCCCAACAAGACGCGCAUCUUGCGCCUCUUAUCCGCCUGGGGCGACGAGCAAGAAAACGUGCGCUUCGUAUUAGUUCGCAGCGAGGCGUCGCUCCCCAACGCAGGUCCGCGCAGUGCGGAGGCGCGGGUAGUGCUCAGCCGCGAGCGCCCCUGCUUGGCCCGGGGAGCCCCGGCGCGGCCCAGCCUGGCCAUGACCCAGGAGAAGCAGCGGCGGGUGGUGCGCAAGGCCUUCCGCAAGCUGGCCAAGCUCAACCGGCGGCGCCAGCAGCAGCCGUCGCCUUCUCCCUGUUCGUCCACUUCAUCGUCCACUGCCUCGUCUUGUUCGUUGCCGCCGCAGGCCCAUGAGAGUGCGUCUGUGGAGCGCAUGGAGACGCUGGUGCAUCUGGUGCUCUCCCAGGACCACACCAUCCGCCAGCAGGUGCAACGGCUUCUGGAGCUGGACCGAGAAAUCGACCGCUACGAAGCCAAGGUGCAUCUAGACCGUAUGCGACGGCAUGGGGUGAACUACGUGCAGGACACUUACUUGGUGGGGGCAGGGAUAGAACUCGAUGGGCCCAUCCCGGGCGAGGAGCCCGAGGAGGUAGCGGUAGCGGAGGAGGUACCAGCGGCGCCCCUGGACGGUGAGGCUCAGGCGGCAGCGCUGGAGGAGCUGGCCCAGCGCUGUGACGAACUGCUGCAGCUGCAGGAGCAGCGAACCCAGCAGGAGGAGUUGCUGGAGCGACUCUCCACCGAGAUUCAGGAGGAAUUGAACCAGAGAUGGAUGCGGCGGCGCAGGGAAGAACUGGCGGUGCGAGAGGAGCCCCCGGAGCCCGACGGCGGCCCGGACGGCGAGCUGCUGCUGGAGCAGGAGCGGGUCAGGACGCAACUCAGCACCAGCCUUUACAUUGGGCUCAGGCUCAACACGGACCUGGAAGCCGUCAAGGCGGACUUGGAUUACAGCCAGCAGCAGCGGGACAGCAAGGAGCGUGAGCUGCAGGGCCUUCUCCAGACUUUGAACACUUUGGAGCUCACCAUAGUGCAGGAGGGGGCUUCUGGCCCCAGCGGACCCACGCGGGAACCCCAGCCUCAGGCCUGCGCCGAGAUGUGGGUGGACCAGGCUCGCGGACUGGCCAAGAGCUGUCCUGGCAACGACGAGGACUCGGAUACUGGACUGAGCUCUAUGCACAGCCAGGACUCGGAUUCUGUGCCUGUGUGCGAAUCCCUGGUGUAGGAGAAGCAGGAAGGGAGCCAGAGACUGAAAUGUCUCCCUUUCCUGCAGCAGGCAUUGGACUCGCCAGCUCAGGGACCCCAAAUCAGGCUGGGGUGAGCCCGGAGCUGCUGCCUGGCCUCAGGUCUCCAACCGGAUCGGGGAAGGGUUGGGGAUGCCUGCUGGGCACUGGCUCUUCUCUGAUUACAGGGGACCCUCUGUGUUGCCAAAAGGAGCCUGCCCUCCUGACCUCCUCAAGCCACCAUCUGUGCUGUCUCCUCCUAGAGACAGCCCCACCUUGGAUACUGCCACUGCCAUGGUAUUACAACACGUGUGUGUGUGUUCAGAGUUUCAAGUAAAAUCAGAAUUAAAAGGCCAUUUUCUUAA
Ictidomys tridecemlineatus (thirteen-lined ground squirrel) is the source of this 2158-nucleotide messenger RNA. Lineage: Eukaryota; Metazoa; Chordata; Mammalia; Rodentia; Sciuridae. The record is from RefSeq and is a predicted model, not a curated record.